Pocillopora verrucosa is the source of this 1701-nucleotide messenger RNA. Lineage: Eukaryota; Metazoa; Cnidaria; Anthozoa; Scleractinia; Pocilloporidae. The record is from RefSeq and is a predicted model, not a curated record.
UUUUAUUGCAACAUAAUGGCUGAAAAUUUUACCGAGGAGGAGGUCCAAGAGUAUAAAGAAGCAUUUCAGCUGUUUGAUAAAGAUGGCGGUGGUACCAUUAGCAUCAAGGAAUUGAAGCAAGUGUUCGAUGCGUUGGGUCAACAUCCUUCUGAAGAAGAAGUGCAGAAUAUGAUCUCGGAGGUCGAUGAGGAUGGAAGUGGCGAAAUAGAUUUUGAAGAGUUUCUAAAAUUAAUGGCAGCCAAGCAAGCAAACAUGACAAUGGAAGAUGAACUAAGAGGUGCAUUCAGUGUCUUUGAUAGAGAUGGAAGUGGAUACAUCUCAUCACAGGAGCUUAAACAGGUCUUAGAGAAUCUCGGCGAGUCACUGACUUAUGAGGAGGUUGACGAGAUGAUGAAGGAAGCCGACCUGGACUGCGACGGACAAGUCAGCUUUGACGAAUUUAAAGAAGCAUUCUCGCUCUUUGACAAGGAUGGAGAUGGUACAAUCACCACCAAGGAACUUGGAACAGUGAUGAGAUCUCUAGGACAGAACCCAACUGAAGCAGAACUUCAGGAUAUGAUCAAUGAAGUUGAUGCAGAUGGUAAUGGAACAAUUGAUUUCCCAGAAUUUCUCACCAUGAUGGCAAGGAAAAUGAAGGAUACCGACAGUGAAGAGGAGAUCAAGGAAGCCUUUAGAGUGUUUGACAAAGAUGGAAACGGUUUCAUUAGUGCCGCUGAACUACGUCACGUGAUGACAAACUUGGGAGAGAAACUUACAGAUGAGGAAGUUGAUGAGAUGAUCCGAGAAGCAGAUACUGAUGGAGAUGGGCAAGUAAACUAUGAAGAAUUUGUGAAGAUGAUGACAUCAAACAUGGUCACCUUGGUAAUGACUUACACAGAGACUACAAUUGAAUUCUUAAGCUGGGAUUUUAUGGUUCUUGCAAAGGACUGGUGCAAGACCUUAGUCUUAAAACUUAUGGCAUCCUUUAAGGAACCUUGGAGGCAAUUGGCUGAUCAACUUACAGAAGAACAGAUUGCUGAAUUCAAAGAAGCGUUCUCGCUCUUUGACAAGGAUGGAGAUGGUACAAUCACCACUAAGGAACUUGGAACAGUGAUGAGAUCUCUAGGACAGAAUCCAACUGAAGCAGAACUUCAGGAUAUGAUCAAUGAAGUUGAUGCAGAUGGUAAUGGAACAAUUGAUUUCCCUGAAUUUCUCACCAUGAUGGCAAGGAAAAUGAAGGAUACUGACAGUGAGGAAGAAAUCAGAGAAGCUUUCCGAGUGUUUGACAAAGAUGGAAAUGGUUUCAUUAGUGCUGCUGAGUUGCGACAUGUGAUGACAAACCUGGGAGAGAAACUUACAGACGAGGAAGUUGAUGAGAUGAUCCGAGAAGCAGACAUUGAUGGAGAUGGGCAAGUCAAUUAUGAAGAAUUUGUCAAGAUGAUGACAUCUAAGUAACUGUGGGACAGCUUACAGAACCCAGCUUGAAUCAAGUUUGCAACCUUGUCUGUACCAAUGAGAAUUGUAGAUAGCACUUAACUUCAAAUGAGAAAUAUUUGUGGGAAACUCUCUCUUUGCGUCAUACUAUAAUUCCCAAAUUGAGGACAUUUCUGUUGAUAAUUUAUUAAGACUUGUUUUUUUGAAGCAAUAAAGAUCAGUCAAAACCGUUGAGAGUUCUUGUAGUGUUUCAGUGGCAAUUAACAAUAAAACUGUCUUUAGCACACA